This is a messenger RNA of Babesia ovata, 1143 nucleotides long. Its product is annotated as peripheral-type benzodiazepine receptor-associated 1-like protein, putative. The coding region runs from base 1 to 1143 and encodes 380 amino acids. The record is from RefSeq and is a predicted model, not a curated record. The transcript has a single exon. Lineage: Eukaryota; Apicomplexa; Aconoidasida; Piroplasmida; Babesiidae.
AUGUCGUCGUCGCUGCGUGCGUUGAUGCGCCGCGAGAAGGCGGCAAGGCGUGGCGCCAAUUCUGAAGAUUCCGAGGCACCUGCCAAGGUUCAGGCAGUGGCGCCGCGCGCAGAUUCCACAUCGCAAAAGCCGCAGGUCGUGGAGCCGCGGCGUCCUUCUCCAGAGGCUGCGCCGAAAGUAUUAGAGGAAUCGUUUGAGCUUGUUUCUGACUCUGAGGACUCACAUGGCGCAUCUUCACCGUCAAAAUCGGCUGAAGAUCGCCCUCUGGGAUCCCGUCGCGACACUGGCGACGAUUUGGGGGCAUCAUCUGAUUACAACUAUUUAUCGCAUUCGUCCCUAUUCCGUGACCUGUCUGAUGGCGAUACCGGUGCAUCUAUGAGUGUCAUUGAGGGUGGAAAUCGUCUGUAUGAUGAUAUCAACGGCUCCAAUGUUCAAAGUGGAAAUGAAGUCGGUGUGAAGCCUUUGCCAGAUGGAGAUCAACAGCCAACUACAACGGCCGCCCGGACAUUAUAUCCAUCCACAGAUGGGACUGAACUGAACCCCGAUCAGUUAAAAAUGUCAGAUGACGUGCACAUCUACGAUCAAUUGAACACUGCCUUCAGCAGCCGCAUAGAGUAUGAGAGGCAGCGCAUCCUGGGGAACGUCGACGAUUCCGCUAGCACGUUGGACUACGGUGUAGUGGGUGACUCCAGCAGUACGAUAACGUCCGCCAACUUUGGCAAGUCGAAUAUGCAUUUGAGCACAGAUGUUAACCUGCCUGAUGGUUUCUUCGACAACAAGAGGUCCGAUGCGCAGGCUCGCGGCAAGAUGACUGGUCGUGAGGCAAGCGAGAAGCUCUCAGAGCUUGAACGUAGUCAAGCUGAGCUGCUGAACGAGGCUCGUUACGUCCAAGAGAAGUACGUGGAGAGCUGGCAGGAGCGGCACCGUCUGAUGCGUUACGAGCAGGAACACCAAGAGGCCGUGCGUGAGCUGUCCGCUAAGGUCGACGCCAUCAAGAGCGACAUUGCCGAUGCAGGCUCGGAAGAGGUCCUGACUUCAACCACUGUUCAUACAUUAGGGACUCCUGCUUCGGAAGACUUGAAAUACACUCCUAACGACGAGGAUUCUGAUGACUUUUCGUGGCGCAUGAAAGCGUUUACGUGA